Molecule: messenger RNA, 5807 nt
Organism: Lepisosteus oculatus (spotted gar)
Lineage: Eukaryota; Metazoa; Chordata; Actinopteri; Semionotiformes; Lepisosteidae
Source: RefSeq, a predicted model, not a curated record
UUUCCUUGUCAUUUUGCUGUGAUCGUGGGUCUGGUUUGCGGUGCUUGCCCAGCCCUCCUGACGGUGUGGCUUUAGGGGGAUCGGAUGGUCUUUGCAUUUUGAUUAAAGCCCAAAUACCUUCAGUCUGAAGGCAGGGCACAGGGAAGGGAAGAUCGGAGGGGCCUGGAGUGGCUGUGCGAAGAAAAAACAUUGCUUUUCACUUAUGGCUUUGUAGAACAGAUAAAUCACAUUUGGGAUUGUGGAAGGGACUGAAAUUCGUAUAAGUUGAAGCCGCCCCGUUUUGUUCACAGUUGUGGGCGCCGAUCAUGGAGAUGCAAAGGUGGUCCACAAGGUGGAAAACGAAAAGGUGGCUGUUGGACUCCACUUUAACCACAUUCAUCACUUUUACUUUCGUUCUGCUGGCUGCAAAUGUCAGAGCAGCUGAUCCAGUUGAUGUGCUUAAAGUAUUAGAAUUUCAUAAUAGCCCCGAAGGAGUAAGGAAAACAUCAGGGUUCUGCACAAAUAGAAGAGACUCACAACCAGACACAGCCUACAGUGUCGGAAAACAAGCACAAAUCAGUGCCCCAACAAAGCAGCUAUUUCCAGGAGGAGUGUUCCCUGAAGAUUUCUCUAUCCUAACAACAAUUAGGCCCAAGGCUGGGUUACAAUCCUUCUUACUGUCAGUGUACAAUGAGCAAGGAAUUCAGCAGCUCGGAGUAGAAGUGGGAAGAUCCCCAGUGUUCUUGUACGAGGAUCAAUUCGGCAAACCUGCCCCUGAGGAUUAUCCUUUGUUCAGGACUUUAAAUCUGGCUGAUGGAAAGUGGCAUCGAGUAGCUAUCAGCGUUCAUAAGAAAUCUGUAACCUUCAUUGUUGACUGUAAAAAGAAAAUCACAAAACAACUCGGCAGAAGUGACCAUGCAGUCAUUAACACAGAAGGCAUCACUGUUUUCGGUACCAGGAUUCUCGAUGAAGAAGUCUUUGAGGGUGACAUCCAACAGCUGCUGAUUGUGGCUGAUCCCAGAGCAGCUUAUGACUACUGUGAACACUACAGCCCAGACUGUGAAACUCCUCAUCCCAAUGCUCCCCAGGCUCAGGAACCCCAGGUGGAGGAAGAGAAAAAGAAACCAAAUUCCUUCAGCAAAAAGAAGAGAACGGCAAAGCCCAAUAAAACUAAGGACAAACCCCUAAAGGUCACAACCAAAAAAUCUGAAAAAUUAGCCGCUAAGAAGAAGAAAGUGAUGCCUGCAACCCCAGCAAGAUCAUCAGUCAUACUAGGGCUAAACAAUGUAGAUGAAGAUUACUAUACACCUGACAAUGACUUCGGAAUUGUAGAAGGUUUUCAAACUCAAUCUCCCACUGAAUCAACUGGACCAAACGAGAAUAAGGCUGUUGAAGAGGAAUAUUUUGACGCAUAUGUAACUGGAGUGGAGAAUGGUCUGGAGCCAAAUAUCACUGAGGAAACGGUGGAAAUCAAGGGGACAGUGGAUCCAGGUGCCAGUGAAUAUGAGUUUAAGGAGUAUGACCUUAAAGAAUAUGAUCUUAAAGAAACUGAAAAAAACUAUGAUGGGUACUAUGAUGAAUAUGAGACAGUACCUACUGUUGAUGAGAAGGAUACCUUUGGGCCAGGUGUUCCUGCAGAGACUGGCGUCACAGAAAGCAACGUAAAUGGCGGAGGGUAUUAUGGAGAAAAAGGAGAGAAAGGUGAACCAGCAGUCAUUGAGCCUGGAAUGCUUAUAGAAGGACCCCCAGGAUUAGAAGGCCCUGCUGGUCUUCCAGGCCCCCCAGGUCUACAAGGUCCUCCUGGCCCUUCCGGAGAUCCUGGUGAGAGGGGUCCUCCAGGCCGAGCCGGUCUCCCAGGUGCUGAUGGAUUACCUGGGCCUCCAGGUACCAUGCUGAUGUUGCCAUUCCGGUUUGGUGGGGAUGGUGAGAAAGGACCAGUUGUGUCGGCUCAGGAAGCUCAGGCUCAGGCUAUUCUUUCCCAGGCCAGGCUUGCCAUGAGAGGUCCUCCAGGUCCAAUGGGUCUCACAGGAAGGUCUGGUCCUGUGGGUCUUCCUGGGUCUCCUGGUCUCAAAGGUGACGGUGGUGAUCCUGGCCCUCAGGGCCCAAGGGGUGUUCAAGGUCCCCCAGGUCCAGUGGGAAAAUCUGGCAAGAGGGGCCGGGCGGGUGCUGAUGGAGCCAGAGGAAUGCCAGGUGAAUCAGGGUCCAAGGGAGACAGAGGUUUUGAUGGACUUCCAGGUCUGCCUGGAGAGAAGGGUCAUAGAGGAGAAACAGGUCCACCUGGCCCUCCUGGUUCUCCUGGUGAAGAUGGAGAAAGAGGUGACGAUGGAGAGAUUGGACCAAGGGGUCUUGCAGGAGAGAGUGGUCCAAGAGGAUUGCUCGGACCACGAGGGCCACCUGGUCCCCCUGGGCAGCCUGGUGUUGCAGGCGUGGAUGGCCCUUCAGGUCCAAAAGGAAACAUGGGACCUCAAGGUGAGCCGGGGCCUCCCGGACAGCAGGGCAUCACAGGCCCACAAGGUCUUCCUGGUCCUCAAGGCCCUAUUGGACCACCUGGUGAAAAAGGACCUCAAGGCAGAUCAGGUCUUCCUGGCUUGCCUGGCUCUGAUGGACCUCCAGGCCACCCAGGUAAAGAAGGACCACCAGGUGAAAAAGGUACCCAGGGACCGACUGGCCCUCAAGGCCCCAUUGGCUAUCCUGGCCCUCGUGGUGUAAAGGGGGCUGAUGGUGUACGUGGACUAAAGGGUGGCAAAGGUGAAAAGGGUGAAGAUGGGUUCCCUGGUUUCAAAGGAGAUAUGGGUCUCAAAGGAGACAGGGGUGAAGUUGGAUCAUUGGGACCCAGAGGUGAAGAUGGCCCUGAAGGUCCAAAAGGCCGAUCUGGUCCUAAUGGAGAGUCUGGUCCUAACGGUCCUGCAGGGGAAAAGGGGAAGCUUGGAGUUCCAGGGUUGCCCGGUUACCCAGGAAGACAAGGUCCUAAGGUAUGUGACAAAGCAAGCAUUUGGUAUUUUUGUAAUGAAAGUAAUAUCAUACAUUAUACUGAUAACUUUAUGAAUGUUUUCAAUGCCGCAAGGACUGAGAGUACAUUGGGAGAUCCAGGCCCACAAGGUCCUUCCGGAAAAGAUGGUCCUUCUGGUCUUCGAGGAUUCCCUGGAGAGAGAGGUCUUCCAGGAGCUUCGGGUCCAGCUGGUUUGAAGGGAGCAGAAGGUCCACAGGGUCCCCCUGGCCCAGUUGGUUCACCUGGUGAAAGAGGAGGUGAGAAAGGUCCACAAGGACCUGCCGGCAGAGAUGGUAUCCAAGGUCCAGUUGGUCUGCCUGGCCCUGCUGGACCUCAGGGUCCGCCUGGAGAAGAUGGGGAUAAAGUAAAACUUGAUCACAUACCCUUUUUCUUGUCUUGUUGGCAUAUAACACAAUGUGUUUACAUGGUAACAGACCAAGCUAAAGAAUUUGUUGUUGUUUUUUCUUGCCUACCCAAGGGUCCUCCAGGAGCUGCUGGUGCUGAAGGCAGACAAGGAGAAAAGGGGGCAAAGGGUGAAGCUGGUGCUGAGGGACCUCCAGGCAAAACUGGACCAGUUGGUCCACAAGGUCCUCCUGGAAAGCCUGGACCAGAGGGUCUCCGUGGUAUUCCAGGCCCUGUAGGUGAACAAGGCCUCCCAGGUGCUUCCGGACAAGAUGGCCCUCCAGGACCUAUGGGACCACCUGGUCUUCCUGGCUUGAAAGGUGACCCUGGCACUAAAGGUGAAAAGGGUCACCCGGGUCUGAUUGGUUUAAUUGGGCCUCCUGGUGAGCAAGGAGAAAAGGGAGAUAGAGGAUUGCCUGGCCCUGAAGGUUCUCCUGGUUCCAAGGGUGAUUCAGGUAUCGGUGGCCCUGCUGGCUCUCUUGGCCCUCCUGGUCCUCCUGGUCUGCCUGGUCCCCAAGGUCCAAAGGGUGCCAAAGGUUCUAGUGGUCCUGCUGGACAGAAGGGUGACACAGGUCUGAUAGGUCCCCCUGGUCCCCCUGGUCCCCCUGGUGAGAUUAUCCAGCCUCUACCAGUCCAGUCUGCAAAGAAGACCAGAAGGUCUUCCGAAGAUGCGCAGGCUGACGAAGCUGGUAACAUCCUUGAUUACUCUGAUGACAUGGAGGAGAUCUUUGGCUCGCUCAAUAAUCUUAAACAGGACAUUGAGCGCAUGAAAUACCCCAUGGGAACACAGAACAACCCAGCAAGAACAUGCAAAGACCUGCAGCUUUGCCAUCCCGAGUUUUCAGAUGGUGAAUACUGGAUUGAUCCUAACCAGGGCUGCUCUGGCGAUUCAUUCAAAGUGUACUGCAACUUUACUGCUGGUGGCGAGACCUGUAUCUACCCAGACAAGAAGUCUGUGGGAGUUAGGCUAUCUUCUUGGGCCAAGGAGUCUCCCGGAACAUGGUUCAGUGAAUUUAAGCGUGGUCAGAUACUCUCAUAUGUGGACCUUGAAGGCAGUCAAAUAAACAUGGUUCAGAUGACAUUCCUGAAACUACUGAGUGCCUCAGCCAGACAGAAUUUCACUUACAAUUGUCAACAGUCUGUGGCCUGGCACGAUGUGACAACUGACAGCUAUGACAAGGCUCUCAGGUUCCUUGGAUCAAAUGAUGAGGAGAUGUCUAGUGACAACAACGUAUACAUCAAAGCCCUCUAUGACGGUUGUGCAAUGAGGAAAGGCAUUGAAAAGACUGUAUUGGAGAUCAACACUCCGAAAAUUGAUCAGGUGCCAAUCAUUGACGUGAUGUUCAAUGACUUUGGGGAUCCAAACCAGAAAUUUGGAUUUGAAGUUGGUUCUGUCUGUUUCCUUGGUUAAACUCUGGGCAAAGGGCAGAUCAACAAGCAAGCUAUGACCUGGUACCACCAUCCCACUUCAUGCCACAUGCAAGUUUUGAAUAAGAACGGUGUAGAGAAUAUGUUUUGCCGUGUAUGUAUGUAUUAUCUAGAAAAUACUUGUUGCCCUUGUAGGGCCAGAAUCACAUGACUUAAACCUGUUAUGGAAAAUCGAGAAGGACAUUUGAUGCCGUGACAGAGAAUGGUGCACAGGCAACAACAUAAGGGGGUAUGCUGUGCAGUGAAGUGACCUCCUUUCUGGAUUCCUUUGGUGCUGUACAAGAUGACCACAAUGGUGCUCAUUCAAAUCCAACAAUGAGGUGCUAAGAAGGUGUAUUUUAAUAAACUGUAAUUAUGCUUUUGUACAAUACUGUUAUUUCCGAAUCCACUUUCAAAACUUGCAUGUGUGUCUGCCUCGCAUCUGGCUCUUAAUUUUAAAGUUCGUUAUGAAAAAUAUAUAAGUUAAAAAAUAAUAUGUUGUCAAUGAAUACUGUGUAACUGAUAUGAAGCAAAUAAAAUGAGCAUUUUCAGUCAAACAAUUCCCCAUUUCGAAUUACAAUGUAUUCCCAUUGUAUAUAUUGACCAUAAAAAGAGCUCCAGAAAGUCGUCUUCAAGACCUCAGGUGACACAACUGGAAAGCCUUCACCUGCACACUCAAAGCAACUUCUUCACUAACAUUGUUUCUUGUGCUUCUUUUAAGCAUUCAAGGCAUUCAUUUUUUAUUUUCAAUUUUUGGUGCUAUACCUCAAACUUUCUAGAUAAUCAUGAAAAUUCAAGGCUGUUAUACGCUGUAUAUACCUUGGUUAAACAAUUAAGUUUAUAUAUUUGGGGUGGGGAUUUUUUCAGAGAAUAAGGGUGCUUAUUUGUUAGACAUCUCUUGUUCAGAUAUUUUGUGAAUGCAAUAAAUAGCCUUCUAGGAAACCCAUUUUUGUAUCUAAAAUAAAACUGUUUUAAUGUGCUUUUCUUGGUUCAUUUAAAAUAUUAAAACUGGAUUCUAAACAACAAAACA